AUGCCACACCGGCUCCAAUCAAACUUUCCAACAACGGCUGGAUGGUGGAAUAGCCCAGGCAAUCGUCCUGCUUCCCCCCAUCCCCUGCCCUGCUUCCCCCCAUCCCCUUCCCUGCUUCCCCCCAUCCCCUUCCCUGCUUCAACCCAUCCCCACCCCUGCUUCCCCUCAUCCCCUUCCCUGCUUCCCCCCAUCUCCUUCCCUGCUUACCCCCAUCCCCUUCCCUGCUUCCCCCCAUCCCCUGCCCUGCUUUCCCCCAUCCCGUCCCCUGCUUCCCCCCAUCCCCUUCCCUGCUUCCCCCCAUCCCAUUCCCUGCUUCCCCCCAUCCCCUUCCCUGCUUCCACCCGUCCCCUUCCCUGCUACCCCCCAUCCCCUUCCCUGCUUCCACCCGUCCCCUUCCCUGCUUCCCCCCAUCCCCUUCCCUGCUUCCACCAAUCCCCUUCCCUGCUUCCCCCCAUCCCCUCCCCUGCUUCCAUCCGUCCCCUUCCCUGCUUCCCCCCAUCCCCUUCCCUGCUUCCAUCCAUCACCUUCCCUGCUUCCCCAUGUCCCCUUCCCUGCUUCCCCCCAUCCUUUCCCUACUCCUAUUCACUGGAAUGA
Molecule: messenger RNA, 594 nt
Organism: Closterium sp. Naga37s-1
Lineage: Eukaryota; Viridiplantae; Streptophyta; Zygnematophyceae; Desmidiales; Closteriaceae
Source: the annotation of a GenBank genome assembly